Molecule: messenger RNA, 759 nt
Organism: Schistosoma bovis
Lineage: Eukaryota; Metazoa; Platyhelminthes; Trematoda; Strigeidida; Schistosomatidae
Source: the annotation of a GenBank genome assembly
AUGGCUUGUGAAAAUAAAGGGUUAUAUCGGUUGCUUUGGAUUCCAUUUCCCUUAUUUGUAGUAGCUGGUGUAUCGUUACCGUUGUUUGGCCUAAUUAUUUGCUUCUUUGUAUCGACAUACAAUACUUUCGAUGAGGUUACGGAAUCCGUGUGUGGGGUAACCAAUUUUGUUCCAUCUAUCAGUGCUGUCACUGGGAUAAAACCUCAAAUAUAUUUAUGGCGCUACACAGUUGGGCUGCAUAGUGCACCACGUUUACUCCUUGCGUUUAUAUAUCUUCGAUACCAUAUGUCUUAUCACAAAAUGUUCAACCAGUCAUUGAUUUAUAAAAUUUUGACUGUUGUUGCAUUCUGUCUCAACCUUCUAGAUGUGGGUUCGUUUGUGGGAGUGGCUUUUGUAUCUAACCAAGAGAAUUACCCUCUCCAUGAACAUUUGUUCAUCGUUUUCCUGAUCGCUUCAACUGCCUAUAUGAUAGUCACUCUAGUGGUUCAUUGGAUAAUAGGAAUCACUUCUUGCACUCCGAGAUUCAAAUAUUCUUUUAACCUGAAGUCCCUGUUUUUCGGACUAGAUGUUUGCUUAAUCCUCUUGUUAGUCCACCAGUUCUACAACCAUAGGUUUACCUGUAAGGCAAACGCAUUUAGUUGGUUUUCAGCUAGUGAAUAUGGUAUCGCAAUUGCUAAUAUGGGAUUUCACCUAACCGCUGCAUAUGACUUUCAGGAUGUGGCUUUAACAACCAUAACUUUUAAACCUUCUACUGAAUAG